AACAAAUGAGCACUUCGAUCAGCGCGAUCGGUCAAGUAGGAGUCAGGACAGUGUCAUGGCGCGGCAACGAUGACCGAGAGUGUGUUCCUCAUCGACGAAUCUACCACGAAGGCCAGUAUGUGGGGAGGAUUUCGCUGCAAUAGGACUUUCGCGAUACUCUUCCUGAUAAAUGUGAUCGUCUUCCAGUGUAUCAUAUAUUACCAAGAGCAGAAGAAAUGGCAGGAGGUGAGGUCCAAGCUGGACCCGGUGAUAGCGGAUCUGCGAGACGUGCAGGGGCUGACAUACAGCUUGCUGAAGAAGCUCGAGGCGCAUGGCCUCUUCGUAGAAAACGCCCGCGUCCAGAACGAUGAUAGCCGGCCCAUGAUCUACGCGAUCACGCCUACGUUUGCCAGGCCCGUGCAGAAGGCCGAGCUUACCCGACUGGCGCAGACAUUCCUUCACGUGUCGAACUUCCAUUGGAUCGUCGUCGAGGAUGCGCCGCAAAAGACGGCCCUGGUCACCCGGUUCCUGGAGACCAGUGGCUUGAUCUACACUCACCUGUCUGUAGCGACUCCGCCGAACUAUAAGCUCGGUAGGAACGACCCGAAUUGGAAGAAGCCGCGCGGGGUCGAGCAACGAAACGCGGCGCUCAAGUGGCUCAGGGAUAAUGUUAAGUCAUCCGACAAAGGCGUCGUCUACUUCGCCGACGACGACAAUACUUACUCCGUCAAACUUUUCCAUGAGAUGGAGAAAAUACAAAGAGUCGGUGUUUGGCCAGUUGGCUUAGUAGGCGGUCUAAUGGUAGAGAAGCCUAUUUGUGACAACGUCACUAAUAAAGUGAUCGGUUUCAACGCGGCGUGGAAACCGGACCGACCAUUUCCGCUAGACAUGGCAGGCUUUGCCAUUAAUAUUGAGCUGUUGCUUAAACACAAAGACGCCUGGUUCUCCUACGACGUGCAAGGCGGCUAUCAGGAGAGCGAGAUACUUAGGCAAAUAGUCACGAAGGAUCAAUUGGAACCACUGGCGGACUGUUGUACGAAGGUGUACGUGUGGCAUACGCGGACGGAACCGCCGAUAUUGAAUGUCGAACAGAUGUUGAUCAGGAAAGGUAAGCGUUCCAAUGCCGGCAUCGAAGUAUGAAGAAAGAAGAUUGUUCGCAUUCUACGUAACACUGCUGCGUUUUCUCAAUUCCUUGGGAAUCAGUGAUUUAAUAGAUAUUAUUCUUAAGCAUUCAUUGACAUCGACAUUUUUUUAAGAAUCGAAAAGAAAACGCUUUUUUCAUCAGGUUCUGUAGACGUAUACAUAACAUAUAGAAUAAGUGCCAUCCAAUUGUAUAGCCACUUGUAGUUGCAGAGCAAAAAAAUGUUAACGAAUAAUUCUAACGAAUUAUUAUUCGAAUUGUGCGAUAUCGCAAUGUGCUUUUGGUAUUGGAUUGCCAAUCCGCAUAUCACUGCUCCAGCUCGGGACAAGUUAACGACUUCUACCUUUUGCUAUUUCUCAUAAGCAGCAUUUUCAGAGCAAUUUUGUUACAUCGCGUUCACAUCGUUUUAUAAAAAUGAAAAGAAAUAUAUGCGACUAUUGUAAUAAAAUUUUUAAGAAAAA
This is a messenger RNA of Solenopsis invicta (red fire ant), 1581 nucleotides long. It is a transcript of the gene GlcAT-I, whose product is annotated as galactosylgalactosylxylosylprotein 3-beta-glucuronosyltransferase I. The coding region runs from base 70 to 1119 and encodes 349 amino acids. Gene Ontology annotation, molecular function: galactosylgalactosylxylosylprotein 3-beta-glucuronosyltransferase activity. Gene Ontology annotation, cellular component: Golgi membrane. Gene Ontology annotation, biological process: chondroitin sulfate proteoglycan biosynthetic process; carbohydrate metabolic process. The transcript is spliced from 4 exons. Lineage: Eukaryota; Metazoa; Arthropoda; Insecta; Hymenoptera; Formicidae. The record is from RefSeq and is a predicted model, not a curated record.